UAUUUAUUUCAAUGCUUUUCCUUACAAAAGAUUAAUUUAAAGCUUAGUCUACAAUAGAGUCGUAAAUCAUAAUGGCUCCUGCACACCAGCGCGAUGACGCGACACGCGAUGCGCGAUAUCCAAUGAGCGUGCAGCUUUUCCGCAUGUCUAGUCUAUAUCGUCUAUAUACGAUUUCCGCAAACUCGUUUAGAACAUCAAUAUCAUCAUGUAGAUGAGCAAUACAUAUAUUGCAAUCGAGUUAUUUUAUAUUAAUAGAUCGUAUUUUUAUGUAAGUGUAUAAUUGAUUAUGAUUAUGUAAGUGUAUAGCCAUUAUCUUUUGAUAUUCGCAUUCACACUCUUUUUGUGAUAUAUCAUUAGGUUAAAAAUAAAAUAAUAUGUUAACCUCAUAACCUAACCAUACGGAUGGCUCGAUGACGGAAUAAAUAUUAUAUUCUCGAUUUUGUUUCUGCGCAUAUUUGCAUUUGUUGCAGUUGUUUAUACACACACACAAAAUGUUUAUAUUAAUAUUUGCUAAAGGACGUUAUACUGUGUGUUCAAAAAAGAAAAAAGUAAAAAAAUCUCACAUUAUCGCAGUUCAUACAAAUAAAUCUGUUUUACAAGAAAUUGCAGACAAUUUGAAUAAAGCAAUUCCAGCUAUAGAAUUAUUAAAUAUUUCAUCAGAUGUAUCGCUAACUUCUGAUACUAAUAACACAUCAAAUGAUAUAUCAAAUAUGCCAAAUUCGAAUAAGAGUGAAGAUAUUUGCGCAUCAUCGAAUGAUUCCAAUAAUAUUGAACAAUGCACUAAAAGUGACAAAAUUGGUAACAGUUUACCGCUGUUUGAUAUAACACACAGCAAUGAUAAAAAUCCUACAUUUUCGUCUAAAAAUGUUCCUACUCUCUCUAGUGAUGGCAGUCCCAAUAAAGUAGUUAAUAAUAAAAUAGCUAAUGAUAACAUGAUAAAUGAUUCAUCAUUCAUUGAUACUGAUGCUAUAUUAGAUAUUAAUACAAUAUUAAACAUUGAUACAUUAAAUGUAAAUUCGAAUAUAGAAAAUGUUUGCACGUUUUUUGAUAUGGAGCAAUGCAGCAUGGAUGAUAAAAAUGAUAAUAUAAGAUCUUGCGAUGCAAAUAAAAUUAAAGACCUUGCGCAUUUACCUAAAGAUAUUUCUACUAUUGACAAAAAUUGCAAUAAAUUACUUAAUACUAACAACAUAAUAAAUGAUUCAUCAUUAAUUAAUGCUGCUGUAUUACCCAUUGAUACUACAUUAAAUGUUAAUGCAUCAAAUAUAAAUUCGAAUAUAGAUGAUAUUUGUUCAUUAUAUGACAAAAACGAUAUUGAACAAUGCAACAUAUGUGAUAGAAAUGAUAUUUUAUAUGACAAAAACGCCUGUGAUAUUGAGCAAUGCAAUAUAACUGAUAGAAAUGAUAUUGUAUAUGACAAAAAUGCCUGUGAUAUUAAGAUAUGCAACAUAAGUGAUAAAAAUGAUAUUAAUAUAACGCUUUGUGAUGCAAAUAUAAAGGCAAUCGAUAAGAUUAAGACUAUAAAAAUUAUAUCCAAUGUAGAAUUUAAUAAUACUUAUAAAAUUAUUGACGAAGGAAAUAUUUUAAAUAAGACUUGCGUCAUGGAUAAUAACAGUUUAAAUACUAUGUUGGUAGAUUUUGCUCCACUUGCAGAAUCUACAUUAACAAAAGAAAAAUCAACAUCAGAAUGUAUGAGUACUAAUGCUAAUAUUGAGUCUGAUAAUUCUCUUACAUCUGAGCGUAAUAUGGAUGACAGUUUCCACACAUCAGAUUGUUCUGUAUCAGAAGAUUCAGAUGAAGAUGAACUUAGCGAUAAUACAAAUCAUACAAGUAUAAAUAAAAGUAAAUUAAAUAAAAGUAAAUUAAAUUUAACAAGUUCAUUAAAUUUAUCUAAAGUAAAUAUAUGUGACGAUAAAGAUAUGUACGUUGAAACAUCUGAUAAUCGCAAAUUAAAGUUGAGUAUGUGUCCAUACUGUAAAAAAUUGCAAUCACAAUUUGCAAGGCAUUUAGAAUCAAUACACAAUACUGAAGAAGAUGUAAAAAAGUUUUGUUUCUUACCUAAAGGUAACCCAGAACGGAAAAAAAUUAUUGCUAUAAUUAGACGAACAGGAAAUUUUGUAUAUAAUACAGAUCCUAACGUUAAUAAAGGAAAUUUAAUUGUAUGUCGUCGUCCGGCAAAAAAAUUAAACAAGCAAGCGGUCGAUUUUAUUCCAUGUGCAAAAUGUAAAGGAUACUUUUCUAAGAAUAACAUUCGACAUCAUUUUAAGUUAUGUACACAAAAGACUGAGUCUCGUCAAAGAAAUGUAAAAGUAUUAGGACGCACAGUAGCUUGCCGUAUACAUUAUAGUGCAAGUACAGUAUUAAAAAGACUAGUAUUUCCAGUGACGAGAGAAGAUACUAUAACUCAGCUUAUUAGAUAUGAUGAGUUAUUAAUUGCUUAUGGAAAUAAAAUGUGUCUAAAGUAUCGUCUUCAACACCAACAUGACAUGAUUAGAGCACGAUUAAGACUACUAGGACGAUUUCUGGCUACUAUGAAGGAAAUUGAUAAUACUGUGGUAGAUUUUACUUCAAUAUAUAAUCCAAAGAGAUAUGAUUAUUGUGUGAAAGCUGUUAAUAAUCUUGCACAAUUUGAUGAAACAACAUGGACAUACAAGGUAUCUUCUGUAGCAUCAUCGUUAGGAACUCUCAUAAAGCAAGUUGGACAAAUUUUAAGGAGCAUAUGCAUAAAAAGACAAGAACUCGAGAAUCAAGUUAUAGUAGAAAAUUUUUUAAAAUUAUUUGAAGAAGAUUAUCCUAUCAGCGUAAACAAAGUUGUACAUGAAACUCAAGGCGUCGAAUGAGACAAAGAAACAUAGUUUUACCGUCUAUAGAUGAUAUUAAAAUAUUGAAUUCUUAUUUGAAAGAUGAACGUACGAAUGCUCUAAAAUUAUUACAAAACGAUGGAUUUUCAAUUCAAACGUGGCGAAGACUAGCUGAAACGACAUUAGUGUCUACCAUGAUGUUCAAUAGAAGACGUGCUGGCGAAUUAGAACGCAUUUUAAUAGAAGAUUUAAAAAAUCCUGCGGCAAUUUCAAAAGACGAAGCACCUGAGUUACAAAAAUCCUUAUCGAAAUAUGUGCGUGUAACAAUACGUGGAAAAUUAGCAAGAACAGUUCCCGUUUUACUUCAUGAGGAAUUAUUGUCAUGUAUACAAAUGAUCGUCAAGUAUCGUAAACAAGCUAGUGUUCCCGUAGAAAAUCCUUAUGUGUUUGGUAUAAACUCAACUGAUAAAAGAAGACACAAAUAUUUAAGAGCAUGUGUCCUAAUGCGCAAAUUUUCUGUAGCCUCUGGAGCAGAGAUACCAACUUCUCUACGAGGUACAACAUUACGAAAACACAUUGCUACAAUGUGCAUUACAUUAGAUGUAUCUGAUAAUCAAGUUAGUGAUUUGGCAAACUUCAUGGGCCAUCAUGAAAAAAUACAUAGAUCACAUUAUAGGCAAUCUGUUAUCACAAAAGAUUUGGCUAUAUCACGAUUGUUAAAAUACGCUCAAGGAGAAGAGACAUCCGAUGAAAGCAAUGAAAGUCAAGAAGAUGAUAACAUAGAAUCAGAUAAUGAACUUAACACAAAUAUAUGUUUAAAAACUACUAAUACGUUACCUAUAUCAAAAAA
This is a messenger RNA of Nylanderia fulva, 3648 nucleotides long. The record is from RefSeq and is a predicted model, not a curated record. NCBI's taxonomy places the organism in Eukaryota, Metazoa, Arthropoda, Insecta, Hymenoptera, Formicidae.